This is a messenger RNA of Fimicolochytrium jonesii, 800 nucleotides long. Its product is annotated as kinase-like domain-containing protein. The record is from RefSeq and is a predicted model, not a curated record. Gene Ontology annotation, biological process: protein phosphorylation. NCBI's taxonomy places the organism in Eukaryota, Fungi, Chytridiomycota, Chytridiomycetes, Spizellomycetales, Powellomycetaceae. Gene Ontology annotation, molecular function: ATP binding; protein serine/threonine kinase activity. Gene Ontology annotation, cellular component: nucleus; EKC/KEOPS complex; cytosol. The coding region runs from base 1 to 663 and encodes 220 amino acids. The transcript has 7 exons.
AUGGCAGACGAAAACAUAGCAACAUUGGUGAAACAAGGCGCGGAGGCUCGGGUAUACAAAAUUCCCUUCCUCCCAGGUCGACCAGCCAUAGUAAAGGAGCGGUUCAAGAAAUCCUACCGACAUCCGGUGUUAGACGAGAAAUUAACGGCGAGGCGGGUUGUGCAGGAAGCCCGCUCGCUGCAGCGCCUGCGCCGCGCCGGUAUCGAUACACCAAUACUGUAUCUGCUAGACAUCAAGAGAAGCACGAUAUAUAUGGAGUUCAUCGAUGGCAUCAGUGUGAGGGACUUCAUUUCCGAGCGCCGAAUGUCAGAUGGCUCGAUUGAUAACGAGUUAGCCAGCGCGAUUGGUAAAUGCCUCGCAAUCAUGCAUGGGCUGGAUAUCAUCCACGGAGAUUUGACUACGUCGAACAUGAUGCUACGGGCUGGGACGAGCUCCUUGGUGCUCAUUGAUUUCGGCCUGAGCAUGGUAUCGACUAUGGUGGAGGACAAAGCGGUGGAUCUUUACGUUCUGGAGAGGGCUUUGAGCAGCACGCAUCCGAAUACGGAGGCUUUGUUUCAAGCAAUACUAGACGCUUAUAGGACGAAUGGGAAAGGUGCUCAGGCAGUUUUGAAGAAGCUGGAAGAAGUACGCCGGAGAGGUCGGAAGAGGACCGCGUUCGGUUGAGCAUUGGGUCUAUAUAUAUAUUCAGCACGGUCUGAUGGCCAAGAUCAUUGUGGGGCUACACCGGGAGUGGCAUUUUUCUAUUAUGGGGGCCUUUACAAAUGCGUCCCAAGAGCCCCCCCCACCAAUACACUAUGACU